Messenger RNA from Stereum hirsutum FP-91666 SS1, 1950 nucleotides. RefSeq lists its product as uncharacterized. The coding region runs from base 1 to 1950 and encodes 649 amino acids. Lineage: Eukaryota; Fungi; Basidiomycota; Agaricomycetes; Russulales; Stereaceae. The record is from RefSeq and is a predicted model, not a curated record. The transcript has 3 exons.
AUGGAUUCCACCACUGGCAUUCCGCACACAAGUACUGACACGUCCGAAAUGGACUGGAGGGACGCGUUUUGGGCCGAUCGCCGAGCACAAAUGUUCCCUCCAAGCGGAAGACGUCCUCAAUCCAUCGAUGCGUAUAACGAAGAAAUCGAGAUCGUCCGGGCCCACUUCUGGUUCUUAGCCUUAGCUCAACUGCCAGCACAACGGCCUCCAGAUAUCAUGUCACGGUCCGCCGAUCAAGCAUCUCCGGAUACUCGAACACCGCCCAAAAUGUGUCGCAAAAUCUGCAAGAAAGAAGUGAAGCUCGCGACGGAUUAUCUUCACGAUCUCGUGCACCGUCGCAAUACGCUGUCCCCAACCUGCCGUCUUCCCACGGAGCUUAUUCUUCACAUCCUAUGUUUCCUCCGCCCAGUCGUCACCACCGGCCACCAUCUCCGCAUCACGGGCACCACUCAAUCCAAGGCGCGCCCUCUGGACCCGAAUACUUCACCGAACCAGAUACGCGACGCGACGCGAAACAUCGUCGCCGCCUCUCACACCUGCAGUCGUUGGCGCGGUAUUGCCGUGGCCAAUUCCAAACUGUGGAGAACGCUAUGGCUCAACAGUAGCCAGUGGACCGACCAGAUGACCAGCUGGUCAAAGGGCACGCCAGUGUCCUGGGUCCAGUCCGACAGCUUGCCCGGCUCUCUGCUGACUAAGAAUUGCCUCCCGAUUGCCCUUCUUGAAUCUCUGAACCGGGGGCCCAGGACACAGCUUGAGCGCCUCAGCCUGGAGCUUAGGCCGUAUUCAUGGUCGGCGAAGGCUUUCUCGACCCUGAUCCAAAGCCUUCAUCGACCGGCGCUAUCGUUGAAGGUGCUCGAAAUAAACGCCAAAGGCAAAUUUGACUUUUCUGUGGCUCAGGAUGCCAUUUCAGGCGAUAUUCUGGGAGGUUACGCUCCAAAGCUGCGUACCGUCACCAUCGGAGGACCGUUUUCCCACAGACGACUGUGGACCGCGCCCGUGCUCCGGAACAUCUCCAGGUUAACGCUCGCAGUGAGCUCUGAAAACAACCCGGAGCUGGUAUCGAGCUGGCCGGAGCGUCUGCCCCUUUCCGACGUACUUUAUGCCCUCGAGAAGAUGGAGCAGCUCCAAGAACUCACCCUCGUCAUGGGUCCAUAUCCCGUUCACAUCCCCAAUCUAUCGUAUUUUGUUCCCGGAUCCAUCCCUUCCGCAGGGGUUGUCACUCUCCAUCAACUAUCGGCAAUUUCUUUGGUCGGUCACUUACGGGACGUCACAGCUGUCGCCAGACACGUUUGCCUACCUCGCGCGGCCAGUGUAUACUACGACAUCUCCUUGCGCCCAGACGACAUCGCCAACGAUCUGGAUACCAACGUGUUCUUGGUGCUUCCCGAACUGAUGCUUCCGACAAAAAAUCUGCCGCUCGCAAAGAUAGUACAGAUCUAUUGCGCUCAAGACUAUGCCUUGCACGACAUCAGCUUUUGCGUUAGAUCCUGGUCAAACAGCCGAACCACAACGAAUGAGGAAUUAAACAAGGAAAAGCCGGUGUUUUCGGUUAUGGUCUCCUUCCCGUCCCGCGGUGGUAAACGUCUCGAUCGGAAGACAACUACUACUGCUCUCCUUACGCUUCUGGACAAUAUUUCGCUGAACUGUGUUCGAGAGCUUCAUUGGACCGCACCCCAGGAUUUUUUCUUCCUAGACUGGUUCCCGUUGAAGCCUUCCGACUGUUACGAACGUGUCUUGGAACGCUUCACUAGAUCGCUCGACACGCUCGCCAUAGAUGACAAGACUUCGGUGAGGUACUGUGCCCCAAGAUGCAUCUUAAAUGCGCUUGAAAAUAAUCCUCAUCUUCUUCCGGGCCUGCGGACAUAUCGUCUCGUUGGGUGGAGAAUCACUAAAACUGUCCAGUAUACAGCAUCGACCACCCGGAGCCCAGACGUCGAAAACCACUUUUGA